Messenger RNA from Sphaerulina musiva SO2202, 1041 nucleotides. RefSeq lists its product as uncharacterized. Lineage: Eukaryota; Fungi; Ascomycota; Dothideomycetes; Mycosphaerellales; Mycosphaerellaceae. The record is from RefSeq and is a predicted model, not a curated record. The transcript is spliced from 2 exons. Bases 1 to 1041 code for a protein of 346 amino acids. Gene Ontology annotation, cellular component: cytoplasm. Gene Ontology annotation, molecular function: glutathione transferase activity.
AUGGCGCUUUCGUCAUUGCCACAGUCCGACAAGAACUCCAUCCUGAAUUGGGUGAACCCUGAAGACAAGUCUGGCGAGUUCAAGAGACAAUCAUCCGCCUUCCGCAACUGGAUAUCCAAGGAACCCAAUGCCGAGUUCCCCGCUGAAAAGGGUCGUUACCACCUCUAUGUCUCGUACGCCUGUCCCUGGGCGCACCGAGCCUUGAUUGUGCGCAAGCUCAAAGGUCUCGAAGAAUUCAUCCCUUACACUUCCGUGCACUGGCACAUGGGAGAGAAGUCGUGGAGAUUCGCCACCCCCGACGAAAAAAUCCCCGGAGCCCACACCGAGCCCGACCCCAUUCACAAAGAAUACACGCAUCUGCGCGACAUCUAUUUCGAACAAGACCCCAACUACUCUGGCCGAUUCACCGUCCCGACCCUGUACGACAUCAAGCAGAAAAAAAUCGUGAACAAUGAAUCCAGCGAAAUCAUCCGCAUGUUCUACACCGAAUUCAACCACCUCCUGCCCCCCAAAUUUGCCCAGGUAGACCUCCUCCCCACCGACCUCAAGGCAGACAUCGAAUCCACCAACGAAUGGACCUACAACGACGUCAACAACGGCGUCUACAAAUCCGGCUUCGCCACCACCCAAUCCGCCUACGAGAAAGCCGUCACAACCCUCUUCACCUCCCUCGACAAAAUCGAACACCACCUCCGCGCCAUCAACUCCAAAGGACCAUUCUACAACGGCCCACAAAUCACCGAAUCCGACAUCCGACUCUACACAACCAUCAUCCGCUUCGACGUGGUGUAUGUGCAACAUUUCAAAUGCAACCUUCGAGACAUUCGCAGUGGAUAUCCGGCGAUUCACGCGUGGAUGCGGAAUUUGUAUUGGAACUUUCCUGACUCGUUUGGAGAGGGUACGACGGAGUUUACGCAUAUCAAAUGUCAUUAUACGAGGAGUCAUCAGCAGAUUAAUCCGUUUGGGAUUACGCCUGUGGGGCCUGUACCGGAUGUGUUGCCGUUGGGGGAGGAGGUUGCUGCUGCUGCUGGGGGGAAGUAA